AUGAGACACCUGGUCAUUGUCACAUUGGCUUGCUUGAUGGCAUCCUUCGUCAUCGAAGAGGCUCUGGGUAGCGGACUUCGGAAUCAUUUCGGCGGUGGGGCGCACGGUGGUCGCCGGUACGACGACAUUUCCAGCGGUGGGGGCGGCCGCGGCUUCAAUUCCGGUAGUGGCGGUGGGAGGUUUGAUGAAGGACGCAGGAGAGACAGCUUCACAUCGUUCACGAACUCCGAGCACGACUCUGGGCACUUAUCCAGCGGUUCUGGAGCCCGUGGCCUCAACACAGGUGGCGGGGGACGUUUCGGAAGUGCACACAGAGGCGGCUCCGGAUUCGGCAACGGCCGCUAUGGCAGCAGCCGUAUAGGACCCGGAUUCGGUAUUUGGAAGUAA
Molecule: messenger RNA, 387 nt
Organism: Parnassius apollo (apollo)
Lineage: Eukaryota; Metazoa; Arthropoda; Insecta; Lepidoptera; Papilionidae
Source: the annotation of a GenBank genome assembly